AAUAGCAUAAUUUUUUUUAACUAGUUUCUUUUAAGAGGCAUUUCAAAGAUAGUUUUUUUUUUGUGGUAAUUUUUCAGAUACACGAGUGUAAAUAUUUUUAUAAAAAGAGUUUAAGUAAGAGUGAGUGUGUGUCUUUGGUGUUAAGUGGAAUAAAAUGGAAAAAAUCCAACUAAAAAAUGUUAAAAUAAAUAUAAAAGAAGAAAAAUAAAUGCAGCUGCAAAAAAAUGUGGGGAAUAAACACAUAAAUGAAAUUAUUAAAAUAAAAAGCAAAAAGUUUUAAAAUUUGUGUUUUUAAAGGAUUAAAAGAAAAAUUUUUUUAUAAAAAAUUCAUUGAUGCAGUCAUUAGACUAAGUUUGAUCUAUUUAAAUUUGGGUUUUUUCGUAAGGAUUAUUGUGAAAUAUCAAUAAAUGUAGGCGUGUCAUUUAAACUUAAAAUUGUAUAAAAAAUUUGGUUUGUUCCAAGUUGAAGAACCAACAAAACGCAAUCUACAACCAGCAGCAGAACAUUAGAACGAUACAUCACAAGAACAAUAACAACAACAAUUAAAAAAACACAAUUUAUAGCAAAGAGUGCAAAAAAAAGAAGGAAAAAUCUAAAAAAAAAAACAAAUUAUAAUAAUUUAUAAAAUACGCAUGGCUUAUAAAAGUGUCAACAACAUUGAAAAGCAACAACAGCAAGAACAACAAAUUUACGAACAGCAGCAGCAACAAAAACACGAACGAAUUAUAAUAAAACAACAACAGCGGCAACAACAGCAGCAGCUCUUCAACAAUAAUAAUAACAACUACUACAACAACAACAACAAAAGCUAUUAUAAUCAAGUGUUAAAAUAACAUAAUUCAGAGAGUGAAGAGUAAGAAAAACAAAAACAAACUAACAACUCUGCUAGAAACUAGCUAAAACAAUAACAACAACAAGGAAAGCUUGUUUUUUGUUCAAAAUUUAUUCUUUUUUUCUAUUUGUUGGCCAAAAAGCAAUAGAAAUACCAAAAGAAAAAAGAAGUAAAAGAAAAAAAAAAUAUAUUUAAAAAAAAUUCCAUACUCUAAGGGAAGGACAGACAGAACGUUAAACAAAUAGCAAACGCUUUAACACUGAACUGUAGUUGUAGCUGUUUAUUGGUUUUUCUAAAAUAUUGACAACAUUUAAUGCCUGCUCGUCAUUAUAACGUCACACAAAUGAUCGCAAUUAGCGAAGAACAACAAACAGACAAUAAUGCUACUACCACCAACAACAACAGCACCAUUACUACUACCAGUCAGCCAACUACUAUAGCAGCAGCAAACGUCGCCUACACAAUCAACAACAGCAGCAGCAGCAGUAGCAACACCACCUCAACUUCAAAUCUAAAUGGUCAUAAUAAAUUUAACACAAAUACAGCCGCCAACAACACGAAAUUGAAACCCUACAAUGGUUAUAAACACACCUCACAAAAUAUCCCUAAUACCAACACUAACAACACACUAGCAUCCUCCAGCCAUCACUCCACUACAGCCAAUAAUGUCAGCUGUAUAUCGAAUGAUUAUAAGAAACCAUUAAAUGGUAAUACAAACGGUAUAAUGGCAGCCAAUAAUAGCAGCAGUAUCAGCAACACCAGUACUAAUAACACAAAAUUGGUUAUGGCUUCUUCGACUGCACAAACGAGCAACGAUUCACAUCACUCACAAUCUCAACAGAGUGAUAGUAUACCUCCGGGCGGUAGUCUUUGGACAGCUUUAUAUGAUUAUGAGGCUCAAGGAGAGGAUGAGUUGACUUUGCAACGGGGUCAAGUGGUGUGUUUAUCCAUGGAUCCAAAUGUUUCGGGAGAUGAGGGUUGGUGGAUUGGUAAAAUUGGAGAUAAGUGCGGCAUCUUCCCCAGUAAUUUCGUUACCAAUCAGGAUCCCAUGAUGAUAAAUGUGCCUUCAGCGAUUGGUGAUAUACAACCGCAUGAAAUCGAAUACGAAGAACUCGAUAUACGAGAAGUAAUCGGUGUAGGAGGUUUCUGUAAAGUUCAUCGUGGUUUCUAUCGCAAAGAAGAGGUGGCCAUUAAGGCAGCCCGUCAAACAGCCGAUGAAGAUAUGGAUACUAUGCGUGAUAGUGUUUUACAAGAAGCCAAACUCUUCUGGGCACUCAAACAUGAAAACAUAGUUUCGCUGAGAGGUGUCUGCCUUAAGCCUCCCAAAUUAUGUUUAGUUAUGGAAUUUGCUCGAGGUGGUAGUCUGAAUCGUAUAUUGGCUGGUAGAAAAAUACCACCAGACGUUCUAGUGAAUUGGGCCAUACAAAUAGCAAAAGGCAUGAAUUAUUUGCACAAUGAAGCACCAAUAUCAGUGAUACACAGGGAUUUGAAAAGUUCUAAUGUUUUAAUAUUUGAAGCUAUCGAGGGCGAUAAUUUGCAUAAGAAAACCUUAAAAAUCACAGACUUUGGUUUAGCACGUGAACUAUAUAAUACCACUAGGAUGUCAGCUGCUGGUACUUAUGCCUGGAUGCCGCCCGAAGUUAUAAGUAGGGGUACCUACUCCAAAUCCUCUGAUGUUUGGAGUUAUGGUGUCUUAUUAUGGGAACUAAUAACGGGUGAAACACCCUAUAAAGGUUUUGAUUCCUUAUCGGUGGCCUAUGGUGUAGCCGUCAAUACACUAACAUUGCCAAUACCAAAAACAUGUCCAGAGGCCUGGGGAAAACUCAUGAAAAGUUGUUGGGCGAGUGACCCUCAUAAUCGUCCUGGUUUCAAAGAUAUUCUAAGUAAUCUAGAGGACAUAGCACGUUCCGGUUUUACUUCCACACCUCAGGAAUCAUUUCACACUAUGCAGGAUGGCUGGAAGAAAGAAAUUGCAGAAGUUUUACAUGAAUUGCGCUUAAAAGAAAAGGAACUGCGCAAUAAAGAGGAACAACUACGUCUUAUACAAAUGCAACAGCAUGAACAGGCCAAUAAUUUGAAAAUAUUUGAACAACAAUUACGUGCCCGUGAGCUGGAACUAAUGGGCCGUGAAUUGAUUAUAGCUCAAACGAUACCGAAACCAAAUAAACGACGUAAUAAAUUUAAAUUUAAACCUAAAAAGGAUCCAGUGCAAAUCUCUUUGCCAACGGAAUUUCGCCAUACAAUAACGACAAUAAGAGAUCAAAAUUGUGUGGUGCCAACACCACCGGGUUCACCGGCUAUAUCGGGUCUAAGGAUAGUGGCACGCUAUAAUACCAAAGAAGAUUGGUGUUCUCCUAUCCACACAUUACCGGGCGGUGGUCCAAAUCUUCCUAUAAUGUCUCCAAAUCCUUAUUUAUUAAGUCGUUUUACUUCCAACAUUCCCAUGCCCACUUUAUAUGCGGGUGAUGCUGUACGCAAACCUAAGCUGUCAGUAAUCGAAGUUUUACUGUACAAUAUGGCGGCUCUUUUGGCGGGUGUAGCUGCGGGCUAUGAUGUACGCAUGUCAAAUGUUUCACCCUUUCAUCCUACACUGCUGAGUGAUGUACCCGCUUUGAAAGCUCCCAUGGAUAUGGAACUACCGAAAGUGGGAGAAGAUCGGCGAUUUGCGGCGAAUACUUAUCAUGGUACUGGCAAUCGGAAUAGAACCGCCUUAAGCUCUCUCACCUACGAACCAUCUGACGCUCCCGAUUCGCCUAGACGUAAUACCGAUUCUCCGCUACCACACACCAAACAAUCCAACAAGCAAUCUUCACAAAAUGUCGCAGACAAUAUAACAACAGCAUUUAAUAAAUUCCCCCACCAUCAUCAGCAACAAUCACACAUACCCCAGCCGCAAUACACGAAGUCGGUAACACAACCACCAACACCGCAACACUAUCAUCAUCCUCAGCCGAUGAUGCAGCAACAGAUACGCAAAAUGCCUUCAACUAUAUCGACUACAACCACCAGUGGUUUGGGAUCAAAUUUCACGAAUAAUACUUCGGGUAUAUUGUCUUCCUCGUUGGGUAGUCAUACCCAACCACCAACGCCUUCACCUAGACGUAAAAUCAGUACUUCAUCGUUUACGGAAAACUUAGAAUAUUCCGAACAGGAAGAUAAUCUGCCAAUAGAUAAGGCUUUUCGAGGAUUUCAUUUGGGCGGCCAGGUGGGUAUGUGUGGUGGUGGUCAGCCACCUAUGUAUGCGCCACAGGAUUAUUUGAGAAACGGUCCUAGCUUUUCCAAUGAUGGAGGUGCCUAUGGAGCAGGGGCCCAUAGAGCAGGUUAUUUGGGCUCCAAUUACUUUCCCUAUCGACCGGAGCAUCAAAUGACCUAUGAAAGAGAUUGUAAGUCCUAUCCAGACUAUUCCUAUGAUUAUAAUCAUCGUUUGCCCAACUAUUAUGAUUAUAAUUAUGAUCCACAACCUCCGCCACCGCCAGCACCCCAGCAGCAUCAUGCCUCACCGCCAGUGGUGAGAACACCACCUCCACGUGUACCACAAAUGGGGGUAACAGCGGCCGGACACAGACGUACACCCUCUACUAUAUCCAAUAAUUCCAAUUACAAUCAGGGCUUUAGCCUAGACUAUGAUGAGGCGCUCAAUCAACAGUAUGAAUACAAUAGCAUGGCUUUGCCUCUUAACAGCGAUUAUGGAGGAGUAGGAGGAGUCUAUAGGGAAACAGGAAUUCCUACGGGAGCCGUACCGCCACCCACUAAACAGGAACUGUAUAAAAGUUCACCCAAACCUGCGAAUCGUUUUAUGACCAAUACACGCAAUGAAAUUUCCACGCUCAAUCGUAUGCGGGACUAUGAAAAUCUUCCAUUUAAUGUUAGUCCUUUGCACAAACCCUUAUAUCAGUAUCGCAGAGGUGAAGGUACGCCUCUGCAUAAUACCCCGCAACGCACAAUAUAUACACGUUCCCGUUCAACACCCAUGUCACCGAUUAACAUGAAAACUUCUCCUCCCUCACCGGCGCCUACUCAUGCUCACAAACCCUCCUCCAUACCGCGCCUAAUGCCCGAACGACCCGAUAGUUUGCCUUUUGAUCCGAAUGCCUUGUCUUUUAGCAGCGGUGUGGGUACAAAAUUGCGUUCCUCUUUGAAAAAGUACAAUAAUUAUAAAACGCCCAAUGGUGCUCCUCUAAAUGGUAGCGGAGCUGCUAAUACUGGUUCUGUUUCGGCUAUACCUUUACCCACAAAUAAUACCAACACUACUACGGGUACCGCCAAUAGUACACCCACUAAUCCCACACCACCCGAUUCUUAUACCAGUGAUGAUAGUUCGUAUCUAAGUGCCAAAGAGGGUUCGAUUUCUUCACACAGUCGUGUGCGCUUUAGUCCAGAGGCCUAUCUAGAUGCCAGUAGUCCGGGGGGACUUAAUAAUCCCCAUAGCUCUUCUUCUACCCACAAAUCUUUGGCCCUCUAUAGUAGACGUUUGUCAAGGCGCAAUACAGCUGACAUUUCGGGUUCCUCUACCUCUCCCUCAUCCUAGCAGGGUUUUGCCAAUUUAAGGGUACAAUUAGCUCGUAGUCCGGGAGCUCGUUCCAGUACCCUCUCCCUUAAUACCCAACAUCUAAUACCAGCUGGUCUAACAUCUCCUCUACUACAGCAUCAGCCACAACAGCAGCUACACCAACAACAGCAGCAGCAACAGCUGCCCUAUCGUUGGUAUUCGGGUGCUAGACGUUCUCGGUCGGCUCAAUAUGAAUAUCAUAUGUAAAUAUGAUUAUUCAUAUUUUGUAUAUAAUACUAAACUAGGUAUGUUAUAUCAAAUAUUUGUAUUUAUAUCUUUAACAAAAAAAUAUCUCACAUUCACAAAAUAGUACUUUUUCAUUUUAUUAAUAUCUCUAGAUUAUCAGGUUUCGUAGUAAAGUUAUAAAUAUUUGUAUAUGUAAAAUAUAAUCUUUAAAUUUAAACUUGAUUUAUAAGGAAUAACGUUAAACAAUAUAUAAGCUAAAGAACUAAAUAUUCCUGGAUCGUUGUUAUUUUGAUUUAAUAGACAUUCCACGAAAAAGAUUCUAAAUUGAAGGCUCAAGACUGUAGUCUGAACAAUAAACGAGACUCUAAAACGGAGUAAACUGGACUUUAGUGUGAAUUAUAGUAUCGAAUACGAACUGUAGGCUAGAUUAGAGUCUGAACUAUUGACUAAGCUAUAUUCUCACCUUUUUAGUAUAGUCUGGAUCAUCAACUAGACUAUAGGCUAUAGUCUGGGCAACAAAUCAGACUAGAGUCUGGGCUAUAGACUAGAUCAGAAUAUAUUCUGAACUAAUGGCAAAUCUGUGGUCUGAACUGUACACAAAGCUAUAGUUUAGAGUCUGGACUAUAGCAAAGACUAUAGUCUGAAAUAUAUACAAGAUUCUGAUCUUUAGAUUAGACUAAAGUCUGAGCAACAAACUGGACUGUAGUAUAAACAAGAGUCUGGACUAUUGCCUAAAGUCUGGUCUGUAAACUAGGCUAGAAUCUGGACUAGAGAAUACACAAGAAUUUUGACUUUAGUCAUAAGUUUAGACUAUAGACUGAACUAUAGACUAGACUAUAGUCUGAACUAUAUACUAGACUAUAGCCUCAACCAUAGACUAGACUAUUUUCUGAACUAUAUCAUAGGUUAAAGUCUGAAGUCUAGACCAGACUAUGGUCUGAACCAUAAACCAGAUUAUAGUCUGAACUAUAGACCAGACUAAAGUCUGAACUAUAGAGCAGACUAUAAUCUGAACUAUAGACCA
Molecule: messenger RNA, 6591 nt
Organism: Lucilia sericata (common green bottle fly)
Lineage: Eukaryota; Metazoa; Arthropoda; Insecta; Diptera; Calliphoridae
Biological process (GO): protein phosphorylation
Molecular function (GO): ATP binding; protein binding; JUN kinase kinase kinase activity
Source: RefSeq, a predicted model, not a curated record